Molecule: messenger RNA, 2578 nt
Organism: Prorocentrum cordatum
Lineage: Eukaryota; Dinophyceae; Prorocentrales; Prorocentraceae
Source: the annotation of a GenBank genome assembly
GCCUGCGCCCUCGCCGCGGGCGCCGCCUGCGCCGCGUGGGCCGCUCCCGCCGGCGGCGGGCGCGGCGCGCGGCCGCCACUCCUCGGCGCCGGGGGCGCCGCCGUGGCAGGACUCUCAGCGGUCAAGCGCUUGCACAAGCCGACCAGGCACAUGCAUGACAGCCGGCAGUGCCACACCGCAGUGUACCCGGAGGAGUGCUUCGGAAGUGUGGAGUGGGCCAUGACCGCUGGCAUGGCAGCCCACCCGGAGUGGUACGAGGGACUGAACAGAUCUUCUGCGUUCGAGGAGUUCCAGCAGAGGGUGUUCUGGUCCAACGGCUCGCUGUGCCCAGAGCCGUGCGCGCCGGCUCCCCGCAGCGGCGGCGAGCUGUUCUGCUUCGCCGUGGCCAGGAUGGACGAUUCCGACGGCGCGGACUCGAGUUCUGCGGACAGCGAGGAGGGACUCUUGAGGGCGCAGCUUGGGCGAGGCGCGGGCAUCUUCGCCUGCGAUGACCACGCCGUUCUCAGCGACGUCGACAAGGUGCUGGGCGACCUGGCUGCUGGACCUGUUAGAACGGUCCGAAUCCCUUCCACGAAGCCGGAUGGCAUCACCAAGGACGGGACCGCGCAGAACACCCAGAUUUUCUUGCAGGCGUGGGAGACAAUCCGGAAGGACUCCAGGUACUUGAGCUUCGAUUGGACAGUGAAGGUGCGGGGGCCUGCAGGGCCAGAUCUGAUUUCCGAGGGGGGUUGCUUGAUCGACGCCGCGAGUGCAUUGGAGCAGGGAAUGUUCGGCAUCCGCUCGCACGCAUUCUUCACUUUGGUACAGUGCUUGACGACGGCGGUGUGCGAGAUCGGCCAUGCCUACGCGCUGGACGUUCGGACUCUUCGGUUAGAGAAGGACGCCCAGGAUCCGCAAGGAUGGUCUGAGAUUCAAGGUGGUCAGACAUGCCCAUCACCUCGGAUUGCCCCAACGGCAGCGGAGUGCGAGGCCAUGGUGAAGCUGACGCUUGCACAAGGUUUGUUUGACGCGCCGACGCUCAGGAACCCCUUCGAGGUGAACGAUGCCACGAUUCCUCCAGGUUGCUCCUCCACGUUCUCGUUCACCUCCUUCACCCGUGAGUUCGUGUUCAACACACAUCCGACUGGAUCCGCGAGCCCACAAUAUGGGGUCGUUUGUAAGUCCGACGACUGGCAGAUCUACAAGAGUUCAUGUCCAGCUGGGCUUGGUCCGACCACUCCGGAAGACUGUGAGGAUUUCGUUGGGGCGUACAGCCAGAAUUAUCAGUACGACGACACCGCAUUCUCCGACGCGAAUUUCCCCCCCGGCUGCGUUGGCUACGGAGGCUCGAUACUGAGUCGACGCGGAACGUUCCAGUACAACGUGCCUCCGGGAGGUACCGGGAACGAGGCGAAUCCCGAUGCUUUUGUUAUCUGCGCUGCCCCGACACCCGCGCCCACGGCAGCGACGCCUGCGCCCACGGCAGCAGUGCCGACGACGCAGAUCUCCGCCACCGGAGAUCCGCACAUGACCACCAUCUCUGGCGCCAGGUUCGACAUCAUGCGGGCGGGGACGCACGCGCUCCUCCACAUCCCGCAGGGGGCCGCUCUGGCGGACGCCCUGCUGCGCGUGCAGGUCGCUGUGGCACGCCAGGGCUCGAAAUGCGAGGACAUGUACAUCAAGGUCCUGAACGUGACCGGCAGCUGGGCGGAGGAGAAGCACGUCGGCGGCUUCAGCUUCGUCGCAGAGUCUCCCGCGGGCGGCCAGGUCAUCGCGGCCCCAGCCGGAUCAGCGGACUGGUCUCGCUUGGGGAUGGUGGACCUCAAGGUUGUUCGCGGAGCCACCAGGUCGGGCGUCUUGUAUCUGAACAUGUUCGCCAGGCACCUCCGCGACGCCAGCCGCGCGUAUCCGAUCGGCGGCAUCCUUGGCCUGGAUGACCACGGCGAGGCUGCGACGCCAGCAGCCGAGUGCGGCAAGAAGGUGCUGUCCUUGCUGGACUCUGCGCAAGGGCUCGGUGCGCUCGAUGGUCGCUCUGUCGCGGACGCGACCAUCAAGACCGACCCGGACGCGGUGCUGAUGCCCAACAGGGUGCGGCUGAAGACGAUGGACCGCGACAUCGACGGCACGCGGGAGCUGGUCUACUUCGCCAACUGCAACCGCUUCAAGGACAACCCCGACUUCCCCAUGAUGUACGGGGCCGUGGAGGUGCUCUCGCGAGAGGCGGCAACGCUGUACUUAGAGGAGGGCUACAAGUGCAUGUCGCUGCCCUACAGCGACUGGGGCGAGGACGUGUACCUGGCGACGUGCCUUCGGGAGGUCCUCGGAGUGAAAAGGGUGUUCGAGCCCACCAUCGUCGGGGACUCGCGCUGCGAGGGCGGGGCUUGCUGGGAUCACGCGUUCGCCGCGUACCACGAGUACAAGAGCGUCGACCUCUGGUUCGGCUGCUGGAACCAGACGCGGGGCUCCUUCUGAGCGCGCGGGUCUCCCAACGACGACCCGCCCGCCGCCCACGCCGCGCCGCAGCCGCGGCGCGAGGCCGCCCCGCGAGCGGCUGCCAUCCAUCCCGGGGGGGGGCUUUCGGCGGGGAGCCCGUGCCGUG